GUCACCUUCAAUCUCCUUUGGAUCAAAUGAAGAACUUCAAACUUGUCCGAUCAUGAGAGAGGACAUCUGAAGAGUGUUGAGCAAGCAACCACCGAGCUUGAAAGAUCCCCUCACACAUCAUCAACCGAAAGAAAAUCAUGCCAGAAACGAACCCCGCAGUGCGUCCUCCGUUCGCCGACGGCCGAGCGCCAGAAUUAUCUGCUGGGCAACAAGGAAACAGUUUCGCAGAAUCUUCCCAGUUGUUCCCCGUCUGCGUGGUCGACAAUGGAACGGGUCACAUCAAAGCCGGUCUGAUCACGGACUCCGCGCCAACGGUGGUCAUGCCAAACGUUCUGGCAAAACCGAAAACGAAGCAGCAGAUGGUGCUUGGGGCGGCGGCGGGUGUAUGCUGGGAGAAAGAAGUUGAUAGAUGAGGUGACGAAGAUCUUUCAUGCAAGAAGGCCGUUUUGCUGUUGUGUAAGUGCUACUAGCUAGCUUCUGAUGCACGCUAUAUGAAAACUUCGUUAUCGUUCGUGCUGCGCAAUGCGCAUGAUGUGGUUGGGCAUGGCCUCAUUCAUCACAAGCUUCUUUGCCCAUAUUGCUCAAGUACGGGUGGCGGGUCGAGCGGGUCCACGGCUUACUUCAUCGGGUGUAUAUACUAGUUUGUUCUACUACAACAGCUUGUAUGGUGUCCUCACUGAUACAGUCUUCAAACAUUAUACGUUGCGAGCCACGCCAUUGUUAGUUCUGCACGUUGCAUGAUUACAUUACGGACGAAACAAGCUAGUGGAUAUGCGACUCCGAGCACCUUUCUAUAUUCCGCCAAAACAAAGGUCUGAUGCCGUGCAGAAGCGAGGGAUCUCCGAGUUCUUCUACCCCUAUGGAAUGGAGAAACGUUUGUGAUGCGUGAACUUGCAGCAAUGGUAUGCUAUGAAGAAGUUGAAGUGCCACUUGUCUAUGCAGCAGGGGAGCUGUUGUAUGUAGCUUGACGCUGCCCCCCCCCCCAGCACGGAGACGUCUAGCAUUUUUGAAAUUGAAAGCGUGGACCAUGUUGUAGUGCGAUUUCUUCACAGCAGCCAAGUGCUUCAUGACCGCAUCACAAGUCCCUCUCUUGGAUGAAGCGAUUUCCCACGGCAUCGUGACGGACUGGGACCACAUGGAGAAGAUUUGGCGAGUAUGAAGAGAAUGUAGUCCGGUGGCUGUUCUUGUUGCGCACCCUGUCAUGCAGAGUGUUGUCAUGUCGUCUUAGUGUUUGUGCACCAGCACAGCACAAGUGCACU
Messenger RNA from Amoebophrya sp. A120, 1259 nucleotides. The record is from the annotation of a GenBank genome assembly. NCBI's taxonomy places the organism in Eukaryota, Dinophyceae, Syndiniales, Amoebophryaceae.